AUAUUUUUCAGUUUCCUAUUGUGUAUCCGAUUCGGCUAGGAAAAUGCGGUUCCUCUUGUGUUUCGUAUUUGCCAGAGCGCUAUACGUCGCGUGUGAUAAAGUUCAAAUUAUUUCCUACUCAAUUCCCGGCGAGAUAGCAAAAGCGGAACAGUUUCCCUACCAAGUAGGCUUCGAGUAUCCUGGCAAUAAUGAAACACGAUUUUCUGGGGCCUUAGUUUCACCAUCUCAUAUAUUGACCGUUGCCGAUCAUAUUGUCAGGAAUAAAACUUUGAACGUGUACCUUGGAGCGCACCGUUUUCACAACUUUAGUGAAACAGGUCGGGUCAAUCGAGUCGUUGAUACGGAUAAAGACGUGGUUAUUUUUCCCGAGUAUGAUGCAGAAAGAGCACUGGACAACCUUGCCAUAGUGAUACUGCAAGAGGCAGUAAAAUUCUCACCAACCAUUCAACCUGUAAGUCUUCCUAUGGUCAGAUUUAACUCUGAGGAAUCUUACGAUAAUGAAGUUGUUUGGGUCUCUGGCUGGGGUGAAAAACCACCACUUAAUAAGAAGCGUAAAACUCUGCAUUAUUUGAAUGUUACUGUCCACCCGUAUCAGGACUGCCAUGUGAAUAACCCAAUUGAGAGUGUUCAACUCUGCUUAGACACUUCUUCUGGAAGGUUCAUUUGCUCAGGGGAUGCUGGCGCUCCUAUAGUUUUGGACCGUGGAGAUUCACGAAUAUUAGUUGGAUUAGCAAACCGUCCGCAGCGUUGUAUUUCUGAGGAACCACAAAUCGCAUUGCGCAUCUCUUCAUAUUUGGAUUGGAUUACAGAUAAUUUGCUUUGAUUAGGAGAACUUUUGUAGUCUUUUAGGUAGGAGGCAAAUAAACCUAAGGUUGGAAGAAAUAAAUAUUGUUUACUUUUUAA
Molecule: messenger RNA, 903 nt
Organism: Hermetia illucens (black soldier fly)
Lineage: Eukaryota; Metazoa; Arthropoda; Insecta; Diptera; Stratiomyidae
Product: chymotrypsin-1-like
Exons: 4
Coding region: 44-823 (259 amino acids)
Biological process (GO): proteolysis
Molecular function (GO): serine-type endopeptidase activity
Source: RefSeq, a predicted model, not a curated record